AUGUCAGGCUUCGCUCCUGGUUCCGCGCUACAAGCGCGACCAGGUAGCCCGGGGUCGCAGCAUUCCCAAUCCCCAGAGCCAGGCGAUGGCCGCGAUACCAAACAUCGACGGAACUAUCAAGCGUGCGAAGGAUGUCGGAUUCGAAAAGUGAAGUGUGACUUGGGUCCGGUGGACGCCCCUCAUCCACCGCCCUGCAAGAGAUGCCGCAGAGAAAACAAGACGUGCGAGUUCGCAGACACGAGGAAGAAGCGCAAGAACAGUCCAGAUGAUAGCGCUGAUGGCUAUCCUGACAAGCGGGCGCGGACUAUCUCGGAUACUCGCGAUUCACCAUUCACCCAGCAUAGUGCCGGGUACAAUGGCGACUUCAGUCCUCACGACUGGAGUAUGAAUAUUCAGCCCGGCCUCCAGAGCAUGACUGCACAACCUCCGGCGCAACCGGCAUCCACCACUCCACACAACCACCCACGAAGUCACCCACCGCUCAUGUCGCCAACGAGUCGCCCGAUGCUGCGAUCAGUCGCACAGCAUAACAUCCACGGUCCUGCGAAGCGUGAAUCGCAUGAUGAAGUCAAGAGUCAAGCCGCGGAGCAUCUCAUUGGGGAUCCGAUGACUACCAGCCAGAAAAGCUUCGGUCUCAUCAUCAGUGCUGCCAAUGCGCUGGAUGCCAAGGACAAUGCCGUCGACCAGAAAGUCGACCGAAGAGAGUUAGGAUCAGCGGGCAUGCGACGCAACUUAGACGGGUCUGCUUACACGCCUCAGCAGCUGGCAGACUACAAGAAGGCACUCGAAGUCUGGAACAGUAUGACUUUCGUCCGGUCAGACUUCUUCAGUGCCGAGGAAGCGAUUGCCUAUAUUGAGUACUUCUACGACAACCUGCAGCCGAUGACGCCGGUGGUAGUCCCAGACUAUCGGGGUGUCAGCAAGCACCUGACCUUGCUCACUGAAGAACCCAUUCUUGCACUUACCAUACUCACCAUAGCCUCCCGACACAAGGUUCUAAGUGGCUUUUCCGAACUCUCGAGACGUUAUCAGAUCCACGAAAAUCUCUGGCGGUCUCUGACGUCCAAGGUGCAGCGCCUGCUGUGGGGCCAAGAACAAUUUGGAGGCGGCCGCGCAGCAGUCGGUGCCGGUAAAGUACGUGAGCUGGCAGGUGGCCAGUUGACAUGGUCAGGCAGUCUCCGUACCCUGGGCACCAUCGAAGCUCUCCUGGUUCUCACCGACUGGCAACCGAGGGCUUUGCACUUCCCACCUGGUAACGACGACAUUCGCCUGCUCGAUCGGAACCUCUACGACAGUGCUGAUGGCGAUAUACAUCAGAGCUAUGCUCAAGCAAAGACUGGCUCCCCGAAUGACAAUAUGCCAUAUGCGAGCUGGCUAGAACCCGCUUGGCGCUCGGACCGAAUGUCGUGGAUGCUUUUAGGCCUGGCGCAUUCACUGGCUUACGAAUUGGGGGUCUUCGAUGAGCCGUCGGGUCGUCUGUAUGACAACGAUCCCGACCUUCUCCGGAAGAAUCGGAUCCGGCGCAUGGUCACGGUGUAUGUGGCGCAAACCAGUGGUAGGAUUGGCAUUCCUUCGCCAGUGGGCUUCGACGACGAUUACACUGGCCGCAUGUUGGAAGCUCAGUCGAAUGAGCCAGUAGACGUAGUCCAUGGUCUCUGGACGCACAUUGCUGGCAUCAUGCACCAGGCAAACAAAUUGAUCUUCCCAUCACGCGAAUACACCAUGAACCUGACGCGCGGCAAGGAAUACCGAGAUCGGAUCGAGACGUUUGCACCGCAGCUGAUCGAGUGGAAAGAGCAUUACGACCGGGUGAGAGGAUCUAUCUCUCCGGUCAUGCAGUGCAUUUUGAUCAUGGAGUAUGAGUAUGCUCGAUUGUACAUCAAUUCGAUUGGACUCCAGCAUGUAGUCGAGUCGUGGGUGAGGCCGGGCGCGAGUGCCCAGAAGUCGGCCAGCAGCAACAUGGCUAAGUCGGUAGCCGAGAACAGACGGUAUAUCGACGAGUUCACCGAAGCCGCGCUGCACAUUCUCGAAAUCGUUAGCGGCAAGAUGAAGCAGCUUGGUGUCUUGAGAGAUGCUCCAGUUCGCACAUUCUUACGAACCUUGUCGGCUAUGAUGUUCACUCUCAAGCGUCUGAGUCUUGGCAACCACGAGCGACUGGUGCGCAAGAGCAUCGGUCUGCUCGAGCAAGUGAUUCAGCUAUUCCAAACUGAAGUUGUGGACGAUGUUCACUUGAGCGGAUCGACGGCGUUGAUGAUUGAGGGGAUCCUCAAGAAAGUCAAGCAAACCAUGAUUCGAGUGCAGAAACCGCCGCACACAUCAAGCGUGCCCAGCCGCGACCAAUCUCGACCUGGUUCACCACAACAUCAGGCCAACGACCGGACUCAGGAGUACUUAGAAGCGGCUACGCAGCAAUACGCCAAUGGCAUGCGGUCCAACAACGCAGCCUAUUCGAUGGACCCGCUAGCCAGCAUCCAAGCUCGUCCUCUCGCAGACUUCUCGGACCGCACUUUCAUUAUGCCGCACGGCUGGUCAGUAAACGACUUCGACGGCACUUUGAUGAUGGACGACACUGCCAUUGAUCCGAGUGUUAACAGUGAAGGCAAUGCGGAUUGGCUAGCACUCCCACUUGACAACUUUGAGCACCUCUCCAAUAACGACACGGUGCGGGUUGAUCAGGGGAUGCACAGCAUCGGACCGACUAUUGGCCAGCAAGAUCUUAUGGAGGUUAUGUUGGAUCUUCCAUCGUACGAGCAGAAUGGCAUGCCAUGGCCAGGGACGAACCAUGGCUUCCAGAACUACUAG
Messenger RNA from Cyphellophora europaea CBS 101466, 2802 nucleotides. RefSeq lists its product as uncharacterized. Gene Ontology annotation, cellular component: nucleus. NCBI's taxonomy places the organism in Eukaryota, Fungi, Ascomycota, Eurotiomycetes, Chaetothyriales, Cyphellophoraceae. The coding region runs from base 1 to 2802 and encodes 933 amino acids. The transcript is spliced from 2 exons. Gene Ontology annotation, molecular function: zinc ion binding; DNA-binding transcription factor activity, RNA polymerase II-specific. Gene Ontology annotation, biological process: aromatic amino acid catabolic process; positive regulation of transcription by RNA polymerase II. The record is from RefSeq and is a predicted model, not a curated record.